AGCGAACACGCUCCACUAAAACCUUACCUACUUCACUCACUCAACACGCGAAACCGAAGUUUAACUAUUGUUUAUUAAUGUUCUUUUAAUUUGAAAUUUGCUAAAAAAACUAAGCAAGUUGUAGAUAGCUUAGGACUUGGUUGGGGUUUGUUAAUCUAGAGUUAGAUUGCUUGGUGGGUAGGAUGGAAGACGAUCUUUUCGGUGCAGAGUUGUUUGACGUAUUCGACAACAAAACACUAGCCCCUUCAUCGACCAAAAAAGAUGAGGAUCGGGACGAGGAUGACAAUGAAGACGAGGAUGGGCUGCAGUAUGUUAGCGCGUCAAAAGUUACUAAAGAAAAGGAGGACGAAAACAAAAAGGAUGCAAACGAAGCAGUGGAUGUCCAGAAUAUUCAUGAAGAUGAGCCAGAUGAAGUUGCAGCGUUGAAGGAAGUUGCAUCAACAAGUAAAAAAGUUGAUGCGCCAAACAACCAAGAAACUGGUACAACUUCCACGACCACUGCUCAAGCCACUGGUGCGACUAAGAGAACAUUAGAAAAUGAAGAAAAAACUGAUGAGGAUGAAGAAAAAGCUGUGGAGAUUGAUCAAGACGCUGAGUAUAUGGAUACGACGGAAGACGGUGUAUCAGUUAAACGUCGUAAGACCAUGAGUGACAUUGAAGCACUUCAAAAAUAUCUUCCCCAAGUUGAAUUGAAGACUUUGGAAACGUUGGAUGGAGGAGGGUGCUCUCAUGUGGUUGCCAUCCCGUCAAAUUCAUACUAUAUUCCUUUAGAACCUAUUGGAAAGCCUGUGAAAACGUAUCCUUUCACUUUGGAUACUUUUCAACAAAGAGCUGUCCAGUGUGUGGAUAAUUACCAAUCUGUUUUGAUAUCUGCUCAUACUUCUGCUGGGAAAACUGUUGUCGCAGAAUAUGCAAUUGCUAAAGCGUUAAAAGAUAAUCAACGAGUUAUUUACACAACACCCAUCAAAGCGUUGAGUAAUCAGAAGUAUCGAGAGUUUUAUGAAGAGUUUAAAGAUGUUGGACUUAUUACUGGCGACGUUACAAUCAGCCCAUCAGCAAGUUGUUUGAUUAUGACAACUGAGAUUCUCCGAAAUAUGUUAUACCGAGGUUCCGAAAUCAUGCGGGAGGUUGGAUGGGUUGUUUUUGACGAAAUUCAUUACAUGAGAGAUAAGGAAAGAGGGGUUGUAUGGGAGGAAACUAUCAUCUUGCUACCACAUAAAACCCAUUAUGUAUUUUUGUCUGCAACCAUUCCAAAUGCAAUUCAGUUUGCAGAGUGGAUUUGUCAUUUGCACAAACAGCCUUGCAACGUUAUUCACACGGAAUAUCGACCUGUCCCCUUGCAUCAUUAUAUUUAUCCAGUUGGAGGAGAUGGGAUUCAUUUGGUAGUGGAUGAUCAGGGGACAUUUCGAGAGGAUGGGUUUAACAGUGCAAUGGGUAUGAUUCAAAAUACUGAAGGUGGAGGAGGUCAAGGUGGCCGAGGGCGGGGACGACAAGGCAAAGGAGAAGAUUCUCCAUGCCACAAAGUUAUUAAGAUGGCAAUGGAACAUGACUUGGCUCCCGUUAUUGUGUUCAGCUUUAGUAAAAAAGAUUGCGAAAUAUAUGCCUUGCAAUUGUCAAAAUUGGAUUUCAAUACGGGAGAGGACAAGCAAUUGGUCGAAGAAGUUUUCACAAAUGCAAUUGAUGUUCUCUCAAAAGAAGAUCAAAAGUUGCCUCAGGUAGAAAAUCUACUCCCUUUGCUGAAACGUGGGAUUGGUAUCCAUCAUGGUGGUUUACUACCCCUGUUAAAAGAAACUAUUGAAAUUCUUUUCUCCGAGGGACUUAUCAAAGUUCUAUUUGCAACCGAGACUUUCGCUAUGGGUUUGAACAUGCCAGCAAGAACUGUACUUUUCACAAAUGUACGAAAAUUUGAUGGGAAAAACUAUCGAUGGAUUUCUUCUGGAGAGUAUAUUCAAAUGUCUGGGAGAGCAGGGCGUCGUGGAAUAGAUGACAAAGGGGUCACAAUAGUCAUGAUUGACGAAAAAAUUAGCCCCAGCGUUGGACGGUCUCUGUUUAAAGGAGCUGCCGACCCAAUCAACUCUGCUUUUCAUCUUACGUACAAUAUGGUCUUAAACUUGAUGCGGGUGGAAGAAAUUAAUCCUGAAUACAUGAUGGAAAGGAGUUUCUUCCAAUUCCAAAAUUACUCAAAUAUUCCAGAUAUAUGCAAAAAGCUUUUGGAUGCUGAAACAGCGUACAAAAAUAUGACAGUUCCACGUGAAGAAGAAGUGGCUUCAUAUUACGAUCUCAGGAAACAACUAAAUAUAUUUUCCGAAGAUUUUCGUUCAUAUAUAACUCGCCCAACAUAUGUAGUUCCCUUCUUGCAAGCAGGGCGUUUAGUAUUUGUGAAAAACAAAGAAACAGAAUUUGGUUGGGGUGCUAUCGUCAAUUUUCAAAAGAAGGAAAACACUCGAGAAAAUCCCUUGAACUCGACUCCAACAUAUGUUGUUGAUGUUCUGCUGCACGUAAACUUUGUACAAGGAGUUGAUGGGUCUCCAGGAGAAAUUAAACCCAUUGGGAUAGGAGAGAAAGGGGAAAUGAAAGUAAUUCCUAUUGCACUGGGCGUCAUCAACAAAAUUAGUCAAGUCAGGCUGUAUAUGUCAAACGAUCUGAGACCCUUGGAAAACAGAAUGGCUGUGCUGAAAGGAAUUGAAGAAGUCAAUAAGCGAUUCAACAACGAGAUCCCAUUGUUGGAUCCAAUCAAAGAUAUGCGUAUCAACAACAAAGGUUUCACUGAUCUGCUGGAAAACAUUAAGCAAUUUGAGCAACGACUUUCAAAGCAUCCCCUUAAUGAGGACCCAGAUGUCGCGAACCUGUACGAAACAUACCACGAAAAAGUCAAACUUCAUCAAGAGGUUUCAUUGGCUAAGGUGGAUUUGAAAAAGGCGAAAUCUCUACUACAAAUGGAUGAAUUAAAAUGUAGAAAGCGGGUUCUCCGCCGUCUAGGAUAUGCUUCGGCCGAUGACGUUAUUGACAUAAAAGGUCGAGUAGCGUGUGAAUUAACGAGUGGAGAUGAGCUCUUACUGACAGAAAUGAUAUUCAAUGGCUUAUUUAUGGACUUGGACGUUCCAAAAACUGUCGCAUUGCUCAGUUGUCUGGUGUGCGAUGAACGCAGUAAUGAUGUCCCAAAACUUUCAGAAGAACUAUCUGGACCACUGAAAAUGAUGCAGGAUAUGGCAAGACAAAUAGCUAAGGUCAGCAAGGAGUCAAAACUUGAAAUUGAUGAGGACGAGUAUGUGGACCAGUUUAAGCCAUUUUUAAUGGACGUAGUCUUUGAGUGGUGUAAGGGAGCAACUUUUUCUAAACUAUGCGAAAUGACUGACAUAUUUGAAGGUGGGAUUAUUCGCUGCAUGAGAAGAUUGGAAGAGUUAUUGCGACAAAUGUCGCUAGCUGCCAAAGUGAUCGGCAACAAAGAGUUGGAAGAGAAAUUCAAUGAUGGUGUGAAACUUAUAAAACGCGACAUUGUAUUUGCUGCAAGUUUGUAUUUGUAAUUGUAUAAUUUUAUGAUAUUGAUUGUGAGUAGAAAAGUACUCUAGCUUGUUUAUUGAUGUACUUUUAUUACUUCUUAUAACAAUGAAUCAUAAAUAAAUUACACUUAAAAAUAUUGA
Folsomia candida is the source of this 3641-nucleotide messenger RNA. It is a transcript of the gene Mtr4, whose product is annotated as exosome RNA helicase MTR4. NCBI's taxonomy places the organism in Eukaryota, Metazoa, Arthropoda, Collembola, Entomobryomorpha, Isotomidae. Gene Ontology annotation, molecular function: RNA binding; RNA helicase activity; ATP binding. Gene Ontology annotation, cellular component: nucleus. The record is from RefSeq and is a predicted model, not a curated record. The coding region runs from base 183 to 3524 and encodes 1113 amino acids. The transcript is spliced from 17 exons. Gene Ontology annotation, biological process: RNA catabolic process; maturation of 5.8S rRNA.